CGGGGUCCGUCGAUAUUGCGCAGCGAAAGCACAGCAUCAUGUCGAAUUCGAACACAAACAAGCAGAGAAAGCAGCUGGCGGGCGAGAGGACGUUGCGGACCACCACUCGACCCCCAGAAACCACGAGAAACUCUGGCGCUAACGUAGCGAUCGCCGACCGCCCGUUGGCAAGCCUCCCGUCCCAGGCGUCCCAGGCGUCCCCGUCUCUCGGCGCCGCCCGCGAGCUUCCUCCACCGUCUUUCCAACUCCACGCUGCUGAGCACACCGAGUUCUGCCAGGUCACCGCCGUCCUCAACGAAGCCAGCACCGGCGCGGGUCACCUGGCACCCACACAUUCUCAUCACCACCACCACGCGCUGCCCACCGAGGCCAUUCCCGCCCUAGACACCUUCAAGCGGAACUGGUACCAGGACUGGUUCAAGGACCGCUCCGUUGAGAAGACUGACCCCUAUGGCUUCACUUCUGCUGGGACAAGUACCGCGACAAGCCCGAAUGUCAGCAGAGCCGGCACCCCAGUACCCGCAGUGGGCGGCAACUAUGCCACUGCACGCCGCCAAAGUCUGGACCAACAGCACGCAGCGACUGGCUAGGUGAGAUUGUGAGAAGCACAGCGCUGACCCGGUCGAGUCUUGCAGUAUUCGUGAUAUUAUUGUAUUGACGGCGUUGGGAGUCUUAUAAGUGUGUCUUCUGAGAGGCUCUUUUUCACAGGCUUUAACGUGAGAAUAGGCGUUAUAUUGAGCAU
Messenger RNA from Mytilinidion resinicola, 742 nucleotides. RefSeq lists its product as uncharacterized. NCBI's taxonomy places the organism in Eukaryota, Fungi, Ascomycota, Dothideomycetes, Mytilinidiales, Mytilinidiaceae. Bases 39 to 590 code for a protein of 183 amino acids. The transcript has a single exon. The record is from RefSeq and is a predicted model, not a curated record.